AUGACAUCUACAAGCGGAACCGCAGUCCUUCUCAUUGAUCCUUACAACGACUUCAUUCACCCUGAGGGUAAAUGGUACGGUAACGUGAAAGAGAGCUUGGAGGCUACGGAAACAGUAAAGCAUAUGCGGCGACUGAUCCAAGCUGCAAGAGCCGCGCAUAUUCCCAUCUACUAUUGCUUGCACCAGCAGUAUAAACCGGGCAAUUAUGAUGGAUGGAACCGUAUGACGUCGUAUCACAUAGGGAUGAAAGAAGGCCGUGUGAUUGAGGAAGGUAGCUGGGGAGCGCAGAUUUAUGAAGGAAUGGAGCCUGAUCUUGCGAACGGCGAUGUUGUCGUAUCAAAGCACUGGAACGCUAGUUCAUUUCAGAACACCGACCUGGACUACUUACUGCAUCAACGCGACAUCACUAAAUUAGUCUGCGCGGGUAUGACCAGUAACCAGUGCCUGGAAUGCACAGCGCGGUAUGGCAAAGAGCUGGGAUAUGAUGUGACUCUGCUUUCCAAUGCGACGGCUGGUUUCACAAUUGAACAAAAGGAUGCAGCUGUCAAUUUGAUCUGGUCUCUGCUCGUUGAGCGCGUCAUGACCGUCGAAGAAUGGGCUGAUAGUAUUGGCGCGCCAAAGCAAUGA
This is a messenger RNA of Trichoderma breve, 627 nucleotides long. RefSeq names its product isochorismatase family domain-containing protein. The record is from RefSeq and is a predicted model, not a curated record. The transcript has 3 exons. NCBI's taxonomy places the organism in Eukaryota, Fungi, Ascomycota, Sordariomycetes, Hypocreales, Hypocreaceae. Bases 1 to 627 code for a protein of 208 amino acids.